GAAGAAUUUCUUAAACUUGCUUUAUGCAUGGGAUUAACAUAAUUCUGGUUUAUUGCUAAUUGUACAAAAUUGGGUAGUUAAAACCUGUGUCAUGUUUAUAGUAGGACUUACUGGAGGUCUAGCCACCGGGAAGAGCACAGUUCUAUCUAUAUUUCGCGAAAAUGGUGUAGCUGUAAUUGAUGCUGAUGAAGUGGCCAGGAAAGUUUUAGAACCGGGCACACAAGCAUGGAAAGAGUUGAAAGAAUAUUUUGGUGAUGUAGUUCUUCAUGAUGAUGGCAAAGUGAAUAGAGUGACUCUUGGAGAGAUAGUCUUUGACAGUAUAGAGAAGCGGCGUAAACUGAAUGCCAUCACCCACCCUAGAAUACAAAGUGCAAUGAUGAAAAUGGCUAUCUCUUAUUUCUUUUCUGGUCACCGAUAUAUUGUUAUGGAAGUACCAUUGCUCUUUGAAACUGGAAAGAUGUUAAACUUCAUGCAUAAGAUAAUUACAGUUGUAUGUGAAGACCACCAACAACUAGACAGACUUUGCAAAAGAAGUGAUUUUUCAGAGUCAGUUGCAAAAAAACGCAUCGAUUGUCAGAUGCCUCUUGAGCAUAAAGUAGCAAAAUCACAUUUUGUCAUUGAUAACUCUGGGGAUUUCGCCAACACAAGGCACCAAACAGAAAGUAUAAUACGAUUGUUAAGAAGAUCCAAAUUCACUUGGUAUUUCAGAACAAUAUUUUUGAUUGCCUGUUUAUCAAUAAUUUUCGGACUAGCUCAUGUAGUAAGUAAUGUGACAAAUAAAAAAAUGUAAACUGUAAACAAGUAUACUGAAAAAUUUACAGGUGUAAGGACAAGGUUAAAGUUAGGAUCCCUCAGCUUCUACUAUGUUGAACUGCUGUAAAUCUUAAAAUGGUCUAUGUGAUUUAUAUAAAUUUGCCAAUAUUGUUUGCAAUUAUUUGGGUAACGGCUUUAUACUUCAAAAUUGUCCAAAAAUAGUUAAAUUGUGAAAGUACUAAAGUAUUUUAACUUUUAAACGAUCAAAAAUGUAAUAUAACUAUGAUUGACAUCAAUCAUCUAUGGAGAUAAGAAAUUAAAACUGUUGCUUUUAAUUGUUUUAAUCUCAUAAAUUUGAAGGUUAUAAUACCAUAUACACUUUAAUUGUGAAGGGUUUGUUACAUUAAUAAUUUUUUUGUCAUUAUUCGUAAUAAGUCUAAACACAACAAUGUAACUAACGAAUAUGAUGGAUA
This is a messenger RNA of Hyposmocoma kahamanoa, 1226 nucleotides long. RefSeq names its product dephospho-CoA kinase domain-containing protein (gene Dpck). Gene Ontology annotation, molecular function: dephospho-CoA kinase activity; ATP binding. NCBI's taxonomy places the organism in Eukaryota, Metazoa, Arthropoda, Insecta, Lepidoptera, Cosmopterigidae. The record is from RefSeq and is a predicted model, not a curated record. The transcript has 4 exons. Gene Ontology annotation, biological process: coenzyme A biosynthetic process. Bases 92 to 790 code for a protein of 232 amino acids.